CCUUAGUAGAGAGGCGUCAAUCAAUCCACUUGAUACCUCUAAUUACAACCACAAUGGAUAUUACAGAUUAUAUUUUCAACCAGAGAGAGGAGGUCCUCUUGGCUGGUGAUUAUAAUGCCUACCGUGCCCAUACCACCCGCAAAUUGCACAAACUCCGCAAGAAGCUCGGGCAGACCACACCCAAAGGCCGGAAAUAUGCUGCCAAACCCCCCGUCAGCGCAGAGAAUGUCAACGGCAAUGUUGCAUAUGUUCACAUCCUACUCCUAAGCUCGGAACGAGCAUGGGCACAAGCACUGCAAAUGAAGUCGGCGCAUUCUGCAGAUCCGUCAGCAAAGGGAAUCACAGGUGCCGCCCGGCGUCACAUCAUCUCGCGACUGCAUAAAUCAGCCGGUUAUGCAAAUGAACUUGUUCUCUUGUUACAAGACCAAGCUUCUGGUGCUACUGAUAAUGAUCUUCUUGAAGCGCGGGCAUACCAUGCCACACUCUCGGGGGCCCUAUCAUUGGAGAAGCGGAAAUGGGAACAGUGUAUGCAAGACUACUCUGUAUCAAGGGUUAUAUAUGCAGCACUUGGUCAAAACAAUAAGAAGGAUGCAUUUCGGGAUCUCCUCUCUGGUACCGUCGACCCCAGUUUGAGAUAUGCCGCAUACCAGAUGAAGCUUCCACGUUCAAAGCCUCUGACCUCUUUGGCCAUCAGCUUUUUCCCGUCGGACGCCAAGCUCAGGUCAGAAGUCGAGAAGGUGGAUCCUAACUGUCUUAAAGAGGAUGCUGCUGGAACAAGGAGAACUGCGGACGGGGAGGUGCAGCAACUUCCCGACAACAUCACAUGGAGGUCACGGACCGUUGCUUUGGAAGACGCCGCAAUUUCCCAGGCUCUCGCAGCAGCAGCGGCGGCGGAGUCUCGCCUCGCCUCGUGGCUCGCAGAUGCCUCGGGCAAAUCCGCAUCAUCGAAGGAUAAGGCAGCUGCCUACGAUAACGUCAUUAUUGCCAGCCAAGAUGCCGUGGAUGCUACAAAGACGGCCAUCGAUGACCUUGUCAGUGAGGGCGUAGAUCUUGGCGACAAAAGGAUGCAGAGCUUGCAGAUUACCCGCACUGCCGUCAAUUUUGCUCUGGUAGGGUGGAGAGUUGGGCGUAAUCGCGUAUUGUGUGGUGAGCAUGACGGCAUACAUGGUGAGAUCGACCAGGCCAAGACAACCAAGGGCAGCAAGGGUUCUGCCAAACGCGAAGAAACCAAAGGCAAGAAGCUGGCCCGUCUGCGUGAAAGGGUCGUUUUGUAUGAUUCUACGUUGCAGAGCAUCGAGUUCAUCCUCGAGCUACCCGGUGUGGCAGCUGAUUCUACCUUUGUUCAGGAGCUUGGAGCUAAACGUUCCUACUUCCGGGCCUUGAGAUGUCUCACCAUUGGGCGGUCUCACAGUAUCCUUGGAAAAUAUAAAAACGCACUUGCGUUGUUUUCGCAAGCGUUGGCGCUCAGUCAGGAGUCUGCGAGCUCAGUUCAGUCCACCGCCGAAACGGAAGAGUUGCCGAAGCUUGAUAUCACACGCAACCAAAUCCAGACCCUCCAGUCAACCUUGCGGGCCCUGGUUUCACAGUACCGCGGGCUUGUCACUCUGGAGAAGAUCUCCGAGCAGCAAUCGAAAUCGGCCAGCGAGCGGCCGAUGGUUGAGCGGUUGCACGAGUACCCCGGCGACGGUUUGGAUUUGAAGAACCUCGUCCCAUACCCACCUCAGAUGGAACCAGUGCCAGUGAAGCCACUGUUCCUUGACGUCGCAUGGAAUUACCUUGACUAUCCCCGUGAGAAUGUGAACACCCAAGGUGCAGCUCCGACCUCAACUGAGCCAGCCACUGAGGAAAAGAAGGGAGGCCGACGCGGCUGGUUUAGCUUUGGCCGGUAAGGAAUGGGUAUGGUGGUUACGUUUGGUAUGAGCUGGAAUGAUCCUCCGUUAUUUGAUGCACAUAGGGCUUGGAUGUCAAAGGCAUUUCCACUUCUACUCGAAUGAGUCCAGUUAAUUGAUAGACUCAACAUUCAAAACCUUGAGUGAAUAUGAACAAGUGCAACGCAACGCUAUGGGCUGAUCGUGGCAGUUCACUCUAGUACCUAGUUGUAAUUGUAACCGCCUUGGCCCAUUUCCAGAUCAGGCAUGCCGAUGAGGAAGUGACUACCACUAUCACUCCUUGACACAGGUAAAAGAAGAGGUGGCUCUUCAUCAAAUGGCUAUGGGGCGUUGGGGUAGACACGUCGCUGUGCAAGUGGCUUUUGAUUUCAUUCUUUUUAGGUUUGCUAAAGUAUAUUGCCACUGUUGAUUCUUCCUAUUUGUCUUUCUCGAGCAACGGACGCUGGUUGCACGUUUUCCAUGUAUAGUGAAAUGUACCUAGUGCGUCGGAUCGAUUGUAUUAGUGCAAAUAUAUGUCGUCGGCGUACAUACAAGAGAGAUUAGUCAAAACAACGACAGAAGAACAAGGAGAAGGAAGGGAAAAAAA
Messenger RNA from Aspergillus caelatus, 2475 nucleotides. Its product is annotated as signal recognition particle subunit SRP68. Gene Ontology annotation, molecular function: endoplasmic reticulum signal sequence receptor activity; 7S RNA binding; signal recognition particle binding. Lineage: Eukaryota; Fungi; Ascomycota; Eurotiomycetes; Eurotiales; Aspergillaceae. The transcript has 3 exons. Bases 54 to 1889 code for a protein of 611 amino acids. Gene Ontology annotation, cellular component: signal recognition particle, endoplasmic reticulum targeting. The record is from RefSeq and is a predicted model, not a curated record. Gene Ontology annotation, biological process: SRP-dependent cotranslational protein targeting to membrane.